ACCAGCUUUUAGAUGCCAGGCAAAGAUAUUCCUGCCCACCCAGAACAGCCAGCAUGGAAGAGGAGCCCGCUGAAGACUUGCCCCCAUCCUCAGAGGAGCAGGAGGGUGCUUUGAGGACCUCUUCCACAGCUCUAGAGGUGGAGGAGGAGAUUAUCAUGCCUACCUCCACUUCCUUCGAGGGCGAAGAUGAGGAGACGAUCCUGCCCAUGUCUACAUCCCCGGAAGAAGGCGAGGAGGAGGAGGGCAAGGAGACGUCCCUCCCACCUUCCGAGUGGGAGACCUCAGAGUCGCUGGUCCCGCAGGAGCAGAGCCCAAGUGACGAGAGGUCUUCUUCCCAGCCUCUGGAGAGCUCGGAGCUCUCCUCCUCCUCCACAGCCUCCUCGCCUUCCACGUCGCCUCUUUCCUGGAAGAUGCCGCGGGAGGGUCUGCAACCCCUCGAGGAGGAGGAAGACAAGCAGGAGAGCGAGGAGCCCACGACAGACCUGAGCAGCAUCCUCCCCCAGAGUAGUCAGCUGGGGGUGCAGAAGAAGGGGGCCAAGAGGAAGGGGGCUGUUGUGAAGAAGGGAGCUCUGAGCUACACCGUGAGGCCUGUUGUGCCGGCUGAGAAGGCGGAGCUCGUAUCAGUGGCUAAAGCGAUGCACCGUGAGAACUUCGGCAAGAAUGUCAAGGAGCUCUUCCACCUGGAGAAAGAGGCAGCCCUGAAGUCCAUCGAGACAGGCCUCUACAUUGGCUGGCGCUGCCCUGAAUACCUGUGGGACUGUUUCCGUGUGGGUGAUGAGUCCAAGUGUUUCUGUGGUCAUCUGUUGAAGCAGCAUCAGGUCUAUGUGGAGAGGCGGGCGACUGUGCCCUGCACCCUGCCUGAGUGCAAAUGCCAAGGCUUCAUGUUCAUCCCAUCAUGCCCAGAGGAGGUGGGUGAAUUCUGGCUGCAGAGAAGGACUGGCUUUGAUCCAGCUGCCUGGAGGGCAAAAUGCCGCUGCAAACACACUCACGAGGAGCAUGUGCCAACUGGAGCCCGCAUCUGCAAUGCCCGAGGUUGCUCCUGCAGGGCAUUCACAUCCAGCUUCCUGUGUGCAGCCUGUGAUCGGCGCUGGGAGGAGCACGAGACCUUCUUUGAGUCAGAGGAGACACGCCGCAAGGGGGGCCGGCCGUGCGGAGAAGCCUAUCUGCCUUUUGCCGAGAUGCCCAAACUGCGCAAUGCCGUGCUGACGGGGUGCUCCGAGGACAACUCUGCCUACCAGGCCCUGCCUGCCACCUCUGGCUCACACGCUCUGCCUCUUCCCCCCUCAGGGCCCCGGAGGAUAGUGGAGAAAGACGACAAGAAGGCCUGAGGGCGGCCUGCAGACGGGAGCCGCUCACGGCGCAGCCAGGAGGCAAUAAAGGGAGGUUGCUCUGGGCACGUGCCGUCUGGGCGUCUGUUCAGGGCCUUGGGGACAGCUGCAGGCAGGGGGGCUCAGGGGCGGGAGC
Molecule: messenger RNA, 1464 nt
Organism: Rhineura floridana
Lineage: Eukaryota; Metazoa; Chordata; Lepidosauria; Squamata; Rhineuridae
Gene: FAM221B
Product: family with sequence similarity 221 member B
Exons: 7
Coding region: 54-1328 (424 amino acids)
Source: RefSeq, a predicted model, not a curated record